Messenger RNA from Cladocopium goreaui, 693 nucleotides. Lineage: Eukaryota; Dinophyceae; Suessiales; Symbiodiniaceae. The record is from the annotation of a GenBank genome assembly.
UCCGGGAUCCCCUCCCGGCAGCCUUCAUCCGCACUGUGCUGGGCAGCAUGUCAAGGUCAAAGCCCAACAUCUUGGUGACGGGCACUCCAGGUGUCGGAAAGACCACCUUCUGCGAGGCCCUGGCAGCUGCAACAAGCCUUGACCAUUUGGAGGUCAGCAAAAUUGUCAGAGAAAAACGGCUGUACCGUGAAUGGGACGAUGAACUGGACUGCAGCAUCUUCGAUGAGGAGAUGGUUCAGGAUGCCCUUGAACCAUUGCUGGAGCCUGGAGGUUGUGUGGUUGACUUCCAUUCUUCGAGCUUUCUGGACGAAAGUCUGUUGGACUUGGUGGUAGUUCUUCGAGUCGACACAAGCACCUUGUAUGAUCGCCUGGAGAAAAGACAUUAUCCUGAGAGCAAGGUCAAACAGAACGUCGAGGCAGAAAUUUUCCAGAGCUGUCUCGACGAAGUCAGGGAGGUGUUCGAAGAAACUGACAUCCAGAUAUGGGAAAUGCCCCAUGACACCGAGGUAGUUUGUUCCUCGAUACCAAGAUCUCCCGCGAAUCAAGAGCAAAUAGAAAGGAACAAAUGGAGGCUGCGCUGGAACGGGUCCAGGAAUUCACAAGGACCUUCGCUUGACUGACGUUCACCAAUCUGGUGGACCGGUAGCAGCAGCUCGGGUUUCACCAUCGGAGCAUUGAAGACAGUGGCAGAAA